AUGCCUUCCACUCAAUCUGAUAUCGCUCCCAUCGGUACAACAGAGGAUCAUACACCUAACGAUGACCAGCAAUUUCAGACUGUAGACAGACCAAUGACAAUGGUAUCUUCCAGCGCUACCUUAUGUGGUCUUGCCGAUAAUGACAACGAUGGUGAUACCAGUGCCGACAAAGCCAAAUCGACCGAUGUCGAAGUACCUUCCUCCAUACCUGAACAUCCCAACCCCACCUCAGACUCACCUCAUCCCCAACAACCAGUCAGUGGUCGUAAGAGAAGUUCUACAUUAACUCAUACGCAUCGACGCGAUACUGAAUCAGGUCGACAUCGAAGUCAUACAGUCACGCAUACCCCCAAUCGGAAAUUCUCUUUGAGGCGAUCCAAUACGAUAGACGAUGGACCUGCACCUCCCAUUCCCGCUCCUGGAGAUGUCAUUGCCGUGUUGGAUCCAGCAUCUGUAGGAGGAGGUGGACCAUUGAAAAGGAUCGAAACGGCCAGAAGUGAGAGGUACGAACAGGAAGCUAAAGAACGAGCAGAAAGGGAAGCAAUGGGUCUACCACCUGAUGGAACGGGUAUACUGAAGAAAUUUAGAUCGUUUUCCACUGGUUCAGCAAGAUCAAGAAGAAGACCUACUUUCUCUACACCACUUCCACCACACCCGCUCGAUGAUGAAGAACAUGAACAUGAACAUGAAGAGGAUAACCAUCACACAAGAUACAAGUUGAGGAAACAUAAACCUACACUAUCACCUACCCAUUCGAGGAAAUCCAGCGUGGUAGUCACCCCAGGAGCGAGGAGUGAUGAAGGCAAGGAAGGUUAUUUCGGUACAUCAUCUUCAUCGGAUCAUACUCCAAGUGGGGAUGAGAAGGAUUUAGAAAGACAAUCGAGGUUCAAAGAGUAUGAGGAGCAUGUAUAUCCCGAUGGAGGUUAUGGCUGGGUCGUAUUGGUUAGUUGUGUGAUAUUAGCUGGAUGUACGAUGGGAUGGAAUAUGAAUUAUGGUGUGUUCCAAGAAUACUACUCGACGAAUAUCUUCCCGGGACAGAGCACGGCUGUUCUCAUUCUUCCUGGAUGUUUCAAUGGUUUUUUCAUGAGCUCUUCGGCUUUCUUGUCUGGUAGGAUGGGUGAUCGAUAUGGAUUCAAACGAGUACUAUAUUCCUCAGCGGGACUUUUCUGGCUCGGCUUGUUCCUAGCUUCAUGGUCCACUGAAUUAUGGCAACUUGCUUUGACUCAGGGAGUUAUAUCAGGUUUCGGACAGGGAUUAGCCAUGCCUCUGUUCAUGUCCUUGCCAUCUCAGUGGUUCUACAAGAAGAGAGGAUUGGCAAGUGGUAUAGCGAUCGGAGGUGCAGGUCUGGGCGGGGGUACCAUAACCCUUGUUGCCAGACAACUUCUUACCACUGUCGGUUAUAAGAAAACACUCUUAAUACUAUCCUUCGUCGAGCUCUGCUUCAUGCUCCUCGCUAUUAAGUUUCUACGAACGCGACCUACAUCCCCCGAAGCGAGAAGUGGGAAGACAGCCCCAUGGGUAGACAAGGAUGUAGUCAAGACUGGUGCUUUCUGGAGUAUCAUGAUUGGUACUAUCGUCGGAACUGUCGGUUAUGGAAUGCCAUUCUCUUUCCUUGCUCAAUAUGUUCGAGUCAACUAUACAAUCACCGAUCCUAUUCUUCUUGCAUUACCUACAACGCUUCUAGCAUACAUGGUAUGCGUUGGUCGAGCAUUAGUAGGCUUCGUAGCUGAUCGAAUUGGACCUCUGAAUACAUACAUCCUCGUAUUCUUCCUUUCGGGUGUGAUUCAACUUUGUCUUUGGUUGACUGCCAAAUCGUUCGGAGCGACAUUAGCAUUCGCGGUGAUGUUCGGACUGAUCGCACCUGGAUUCAGUGGCAUAUUACCUCAAAUCAUCGUUCAGCUCUUUGGACCUGCCAAUCUCGCAACAAAUGUCGGACUAAUCCUAAUCUCUCAAGCACCGGGUAACUUCAUCAAUGGACCGAUCGGAGGUGGAUUGUAUGAUGCCACUGGAAGAACUACUUUCAAGUAUACGAUCAUUUUCGGCGGAGCGAUGCAAAUACUAGGUGGUGUACUCGCUUGUUAUGCGAGGUACAAGACCAGUAGAAAAUUCAUUGUAAAGGUAUAA
This is a messenger RNA of Kwoniella botswanensis, 2124 nucleotides long. RefSeq lists its product as uncharacterized. Lineage: Eukaryota; Fungi; Basidiomycota; Tremellomycetes; Tremellales; Cryptococcaceae. Gene Ontology annotation, molecular function: transmembrane transporter activity. The coding region runs from base 1 to 2124 and encodes 707 amino acids. The transcript is spliced from 12 exons. Gene Ontology annotation, cellular component: membrane. The record is from RefSeq and is a predicted model, not a curated record. Gene Ontology annotation, biological process: transmembrane transport.